AUAUUGUAUAAUUAAUCGGACAGUGACAGUAUCGAUAGAAUUGAUCGAAUUGAAAAGGAAUUUUUCCAAGUAAAACCGAUUAUAGAAAAAAGUAUCCGGUGUCCUUGCCCGUGAAAAAAGUCAACUCGGUUGAUUACUCUCAAGAUGGUGAACAAGUUGUGGUACUCUCGCUACGUAAAAUGAGGUCAUUUCAAAGUCGUUGAUCUUCAUACGAGACUCGUUUGUCCUGGAAAGACGAAAUACGAUCGAAAGGAGCUCCGUAGGAGGAGCAAAAGAAAGAAACGAAGGAAGUGAGAUUACAAGGGUAGAAUAAUCUGAAAGAUCAGAUCAUUCUUCAAAGUUCACGAAAUCUUACUCGAAUGUACAAUUUCAAACGAUUUAUCGUGAUCAUGAUCAACUGUACAUAGUAUCCCACUACUACUUAGCUAGCCGGAAAUCGAAGUUGUCUCAGCUUUUACAUUUUGGCCUUAUUUGACGUGUUAACCUCACUCCACGAACGUCUUCCACCUCUCCUAAGGGGUUUCGACCACCACUUCUCUUCCCCUUCUUCUUUCACGGUUACCUUUCGUGGACCCACAACCAAGGUUAUAAAGUACACCGAUCACUUCAACGCGAAGCGCUGCCACAUUGCCGAUCGACGUCGUCUUCAAUAUCACUGUCCUCAUCAUCGGCACAGCCCUGCUAUUCGAAAACGACAAUUCCUCGGCAGAAUUUUGGCAAAGUCAGCGGUCUUCUUACUUCGUACUUCUUCUUCUUCUUCUUCUUCUUCUCCUUCUUCUUCUUCUUCUUUUUCUUUUUCUUCUUCUUCUUGUACUACUAUUACUUAUACUUUUUCUUCUUUCUGGUUUUCUUCUUAUUCUUCAAACAUUAUUUUUUUUUUCUUCUUCUUCAACUAUUUCUUCAUUGAGAAGAGUGAUUUCAACGUUCAGUUUCAUGCGAGGCUCUUAAUAUUGUGUUACCGUCUCAAGAGAGUAUACAAAUUGACAUACAUAUAUAUAUAUAUAUAUAUAUACAUAUAUAUAUACAUACAUACAUACAUACAUAUAUAUAUAUAUAUAUAUAUAUAUAUAUAUAUGACUAUAUACUCUAUAGUAUUAAAAGUAAGAUCUCUUGAGAUUUCAAUUUGGUGGCUAGAAAGUCAGCAAGUAUCGUGCUUGAAGAUCGCCUUCAUUUUAUCGGGGAAAAUUGAUUCUGCAAGUCGAGACAAUGGCGAGCUUUAUUAAUUCAACGACGAUAUUUAUGAACGACAUCUACGAUUAUUAUCUCUGGACUCUCUCUUUGGCAGACGAAAGAACGAGAGGAUGGCUACUAGUCGAUUCACCAAAACCAACUUUAAUAUAUACGAUGCUGUACCUCAUGAUCGUUUGGGCUGGACCAAAAAUUAUGAAAAAACGAAAAGCUUUUAAGCUUACAUGGGCUCUUGUACCGUACAAUCUUACCAUGGCUUGUCUCAAUGCUUAUAUUGCCAUUCAACUUUUCGUUGCUUCUACAAGGUUACGAUAUAGCUAUGUUUGUCAACCAAUUAGACACAUAACUCGUCCUGAUGAGAUGCAAAUCGCACACGCAGUAUGGUGGUAUUAUUUUAGUAAGCUCUUAGAAUUUUGUGAUACAUUCUUCUUUAUUUUACGUAAGAAGGACAAUCAGUUAAGCUUCCUGCACGUCUACCAUCAUUCGACGAUGUUCUCCCUUUGGUGGAUUGGUAUUAAAUGGGUUCCAAGUGGAUCUACUUUCUUACCAGCUAUGGUAAACAGUUUCAUCCAUGUAUUGAUGUAUUCGUAUUAUGGGUUAGCCGCUUUGGGUCCCUCAGUUUCAAAAUAUCUUUGGUGGAAGAAAUACUUGACGAUUCUCCAGUUAAUCCAAUUUACAAUGGCUCUGAUUCUCGGCAUCAAUGGUAUUCGAUCAGGCUGCGAUUUCCCUCUUUGGAUGCAAUAUGCACUUGUCCUUUAUAUGAUCUCGUUCAUUGUUCUAUUUGGAAACUUUUAUGCUAAAGCCUAUAUCGCCAAGGGUAAACAAGCGUACGCGGAGAGACAAUUGGAGAGGCUGAAGACAAAGAAAUCGAAGAUCAUUGAAAACGAGAAGAAAUCCGAAGAAGUAAUCAGUAACGGGAUACUUACAAAUGGCCACGUCAAUGGAUACGUAAACGGCGUUACGAAACGGAAGGCUUAGUCAGAGUGAUCUUCAAGGAACUUCGAAGAAUUUUUUUUUUUUUUUUGAAAAAAGGAAUCACUCGAACUUUAUCGUAGAAUUUAAUUGAGGAAGAGACAUCUUGAGAGCCAAAGAGAGCCCAUUUAGAACGAAUUAAAGGAAAAGAAAAAAUAUAUAUAAAUUAAAAUAAGGAAAAUGGAAAAAAAAAAGAAAAGAAAAAAAAAGGAUAGAGAAGACGAUUCUUCAUAUUCUUAAUUUUUUUUUUUUUUUUUUUUAUUCAUCCUCAUCAUCGUCAUCAUCGUCAUCAUCAUUGUCAUCGUCAUCGUAAUCGUCAUUGUAAUCGUCAUCAUAAUCAUCAUUAAGAUCAUUGUGUCGUUCAAAAAAAGCAUCGAUCUCGGCUACUCUUCUUCCUCUUCAAUUUUUCGAUCGAUCGAUCCUCUCUCGUGUUCUUCAAGUUACCGGCCUGCGGCUUUUUUUCUCCGCGAUCGCCAAAAUCAUACUUCUAAUCGUCGAUCCGAAGGAAUUGUACAUAUUAUUAAUAUAUUACAUAUAUAAAUAAAUGAAUAAAUAUAUAUAUACAUAUAUAUAUAUAUAUAUAUAUAUAUAUAUAUAUAUAUAUAUAUAUAUAUAUAUAUAUAUAUAUAUAUAAAACACACUUACCAGAAAUGUUGCGAUAGGGGAAAGGAGAAGGGGAAUUGUUUAAAAUACAUAUUAUAAUUAGCGACGAUCGAAGAAUUUGCGUCGUCGGAAUUCAGUGCAGUGAAAAAAAAAAAAAAUGAUAAUAAUGAUACAGAGAAAAGAGAGAAAAAAAACGAGAUGCAAGUUCGAAAGCGACGCUCUCGUUUUAAGACUUCCGCAAUUUCGGUCAAGCGCGUAUGUAUGUAGGUACAACGUACCGGCAGGAAUGAGCCCGCCGAAAGUGUGUCACGAUAAAAUGUCUUCGAUCAUAUAUUUUUUCUUCUUUUGCUCUCUUUUCUCUCUCUCUCUCUCUCUCUCUCUCUCUCUCUCCUUCUCUUUCUUUUUUUGAUUCGAAGAAUAAUUUCCAUAAAGAUAAGAUAUUGCACAUAAAUCAAUUAAUCACGCGUACAAAGCGAGAUAUCUAGAAAGAGAGAAAUAGAAAGAAGGGGAAAAAAAAAGGUGGAAGAAAAAAGAAAGGAUCAAGACAAAUCUGUUUUUAUAUUUCUCUUUUUGAAUUACUAUAAUUAUUACUAUCCGAUAAUGUCGUCGACUUUUCAGUAGUAAUUUUAUACGAACGUUUUUCUAUGAAUAUCUUAUCGUAAAUAAUUUUAUCGUAUCUUUAUUAUUAAUAAAAAGAAAGAAAAAAAAAACAAAAAAACAAAAAAGAAGAAAUAAAUAGAUUUCUUUCGGCGUGCGCUGAUUACAAAAAUAAAAAAAAUAAAAAAUGAAAAAGAGUCAAUAAACGAAUAAAUAAAUAAAUGAACAAACAAAUAAAAGAGUCGCUCCAAAACGCGAAAUCGUUCGAUCGAUUUGUCAUCAUAGAAUUUCUUCGAUACUUUUUUCUUUAUUCAUCUUCUUUUUUUUUUUUUUUGUUCUUUCUUUGAUCCUAUUCAUUAACAGGAGGGCUCUAAAUUGUAUUCGGCACUUGCCUCUGCGUGUAGAUCGCGGAUGGAUAAGUCGUGCCAAGAAAUCGUAUUUAACAAAUAAAUGUGUACAAUAUUAAAAUAAAUGCAUACAAUACGUACAUACAUACAUACAUACAUACAUACAUAUGUGUAUACAUACAUAAAUACGACAGUAUGAUUCGUGGGUAAAUCGGUAUCCGUUUAAUUCUUUAUCUAUUAUCAUCAUGAGAAAUGUUUAGAUAAUAUCCUAUUGUUAAUUAUGUGUUUGUCAUUAUGUAACAACUGUUAUAUAAAGGUCAUUGCUGCGCAAUGUCGAAAAGAGGUGAAUGCGUCCUCUUCCUCUUCAUUUCUCAUAAACUUCUCUAAUUCAUUUUUAGACACGAUCGCAAGGAAUUCCUUACAUUCUCGAUAUAGCGAUGAUAACUGUAACAAUUGAUUUCAAAAUUAUUAUUCUAAAAUUACGUGAGAUAUUUAUAAAGUUUUUUUCGAUCUUUACGUUUCGUAUCGAAAAUCAAAAUGCGUAUGAGUUUAUUCAUUCUACUGUAUAAAUGAUUAGACGGAUUAACAAAAUUUAUAAAAAAGAAAAAAAAAAAAGUAAGAUCGCUUGCAACGAAGCUUCAAAAGUAAUUUUUAUUUCAAUUCGAUUUUCAGUUUAAAUAUGAAUCUAAAUAUGGUAUUAUCGAAAAUGUAAAAUUCAUACAGACUCGGUUAUGGUAGAAAAAUUGUUUCUUAAGUAUGUUUUGAAAUUUUUUUAUAAGGGCAAUGAAAAAUGACGAAUGAAUGAUAAUAUUUUUUUGAAUACGUCCGUUUAUAAGUUGCCUAUCAGAAUUUAUACGUAAUUUAUUACGUUCGCAGGGAUAUAUCAAUUUUAUAAUCUAAAUGAUUGUAAACAAAUUGAUAACAUUUAUACCAAAAGUCAAAUUAGACGACAAGAUACAUGAAUAAUUUCGAUUCAAUUUAAUUUUCAUUUUUAAAAGUUAAAUAAUGUAUACAAAAUCGCAUAUGCAACAGGAUUAAAUUAAAAUAAAUAAAAAAUGUAGGAAAUAUGUAAAAUGGUGUUAGCCAUUAAUACGAACUAUAUCGGUCGUGUUUAUUAUAUAUCAUACGAGUAAAAAAUCCUAGUUCUUUUUAUCUUACUUAUUUAUCAUAUCGACGCAUUGAGUACGGCAUACGUUUUAAUGGUUCUACGAGUGAACAAAAUUCAUUAGUAAAUAAAUUAAAUAUUGAUUUCUUUUUUAUUAUAAAAUUUUCAUAGAUAUCAUUUGUGCACAUAUUUUUUUUGUAAUUCGGCGUGAAUAAAUUAAUAUCAAUUUUUAUUAAGCA
Molecule: messenger RNA, 5051 nt
Organism: Vespa velutina
Lineage: Eukaryota; Metazoa; Arthropoda; Insecta; Hymenoptera; Vespidae
Product: elongation of very long chain fatty acids protein 4-like
Exons: 6
Coding region: 1207-2166 (319 amino acids)
Biological process (GO): fatty acid elongation, monounsaturated fatty acid; fatty acid elongation, polyunsaturated fatty acid; sphingolipid biosynthetic process
Cellular component (GO): endoplasmic reticulum membrane
Molecular function (GO): fatty acid elongase activity
Source: RefSeq, a predicted model, not a curated record